Penicillium oxalicum is the source of this 1581-nucleotide messenger RNA. RefSeq names its product putative aromatic-L-amino-acid decarboxylase. The transcript has 3 exons. NCBI's taxonomy places the organism in Eukaryota, Fungi, Ascomycota, Eurotiomycetes, Eurotiales, Aspergillaceae. The record is from RefSeq and is a predicted model, not a curated record. Gene Ontology annotation, biological process: amino acid metabolic process. Gene Ontology annotation, molecular function: pyridoxal phosphate binding; carboxy-lyase activity. Bases 1 to 1581 code for a protein of 526 amino acids.
AUGGACGGCGAGCAGUUUCGGGCGGCUGCCCAUUCUGCGAUUGAUGAUACCUGUCCUCAAGUCGUUCAAUACUUCGAUUCCAUCCCCGAUCGUCGAGUUCUUCCCGCGGUCGACCCUGGCUAUCUUCGUCCUCUGAUUCCUGAGAACCCUCCUACUGAAGGGGAAUCGUGGGAGACUAUCCAGCAAGAUGUCGAUACCAAAAUCAAACCCGGCCUCACCCAUUGGCAGUCCCCCAAUUUCAUGGCCUAUUACCCCGCCGGCGUCACGUACCCCAGUAUCCUGGGUGAAAUGUACUCGGCCACGUUCACAGCACCUGCGUUCAAUUGGCUGUGUUCCCCUGCCUGUACCGAGAUGGAGACCAUCGUGAUGGAUUGGGUCGCCAAGGCGCUCGGUCUGCCCGAGUGUUUCCUUAGCACAUCGAAGAACCUGGGCGGUGGUGUCAUCCAAAACAGCGCCAGCGAUGCCAUCGCCACUAUGUUGGUUGCAGCGCGCGAAAGACGAGUGCGCGAAAUGGUCCUGGCGGAGGGGCUGAAGGAGGGUACCACCGAGUAUGAGGAGCGCAAGAUGGAUCUCCAGCCACGUCUGGUGGCUAUCGCCAGUGACCAGACGCAUAGCAGUGCGGCUAAGGGAGCCUUGAUCGCGGGUACUCGCUUCCGCGCUGUACCCACACGCCUGCACGAGAAUAUGGAAAUGACCGGGGCUCGUCUGCGCGAGGUGUUGGAGAAGUGUGAAAAGGAUGGUCUGACACCGUAUCAUCUGACCCUGACGUUUGGCACCACCAAUACCUGUAGUGUUGAUCACUUUGCGGAGAUCAAGGCGGUCCUCCAAGAGAAGCCUGCUUGGCAACGAAUUUGGGUGCAUAUCGAUGCGGCCUACGCCGGCGCAGCUCUGGUGGCGGACGAGUGGCAGUAUAUCACCAAGGAUUUCGCAGAGGGAGUGGACAGCUUCAACAUGAAUAUGCACAAGUGGUUGCUGGUCAACUUUGACUCGAGUGUUCUCUUCGUGCGUAACCGUCUCGACCUCACCAAUGCCCUCGACAUCACCCCCACUUAUCUGCGAAAUCCCUAUUCUGAUAUGGGCACCGUCAUUGAUUACCGUAACUGGUCCAUCUCCCUCGGCCGUCGGUUCCGCGCUCUCAAGAUUUGGUUCGUCAUGCGCACCUACGGUCUGAACGGUAUGAAGGCGCAUAUCCGCAAGACUAUCGAGUUGGGCAAUACCUUUGCGAACCUCGUUCGGGAACGAUCCGAUCUGUUUGAAAUUGUGACCAAGCCUGCGUUUGCCUUGACCGUGUUCCGUGUGAAGAGCUCCACAUCCGCCAAUGGUAGUGUCAAUGGGUCUACCAACGGUCACACCACUGGCGCGCAUGCGGUACACAAGGACGAGGCCGCAGACGCCAUUACGAAGAAGGUGUAUGAGCUGAUCAACGAACGCGGUGAAAUCUUCAUUACUUCCACGGUGAUUGACGGGAUCUUUGUGAUCCGUGUGGUCAGCGCCAACCCCAUGGCCGAGGAGAAAUAUGUGCGCAACGCAUUUGACAUUGUGGUGCGGACAACGGAAGAAGUGUUGCAAGGCAAGCAAUGA